Styela clava is the source of this 754-nucleotide messenger RNA. RefSeq lists its product as uncharacterized. The record is from RefSeq and is a predicted model, not a curated record. NCBI's taxonomy places the organism in Eukaryota, Metazoa, Chordata, Ascidiacea, Stolidobranchia, Styelidae.
GUUUAGGCAUUCGUAUUCGCCAUGGUAUAAAAAUAUCGCAGCUUUUAUGACGCCAUAAUACGAAUAAAAUAUACUCAAAAAUGAAGUGAAAUUGAAAUUCAGCAUAUUGUUCAGGAAUCGUUUCAAACGUAUAAUCUUGAUCAAAAAUGGAAAUAAAUACCGAAAAAGGAGAGAAGAAUAAAAGAGGCGGAAAGAAAUGGAAGAAUUUCAAAACCUUCGUGCAGAUGGUGUUUUGUUUGACAUGUAUUUUUCCGAAAAAAUCUAAAACAAGGAGAAGAGGAGAGGACCCAGCGGAAUGCCAGGUCCUAAUCAAGGGAGGUGUCGGAAAAAAUAUCACGGAAGAAUUAUUGAAUACUUCUUCCAAGGAUGCAUAUAUUGAUGAUAAGAAAGCAGAUGUCAUUAUAGAAUCAGUUGAGAAAGCACCACCAGGUCCCGUAACAAGAGUUCUUCAGACUGGAGGCGACUUUCUUCUGGAGCUUGAAGCCCAGAAUUUAGUACAAACUGCUUUAUACCUUGCCAAAAAGGACUUCAUGCUGACUGUUGAUGAAAAGGACAUACUGCUGCAAGAAAAGGCGAAAGUCAUUGUCGACGAAGCAAUUCAAGCGGCUAUGAACUAUGUCGUCGCAAACCCCGUUGGGAAAGAAUCGGACACUGACAAGGACAAAUGACAAUUCAACUUAUUUUGUUGUUUUUAUUAUAUAUUGUAUAUAUAUAUAUAUUUUUCAUAAUAAAAUUUCAAAAUCUCAGAUGUCGG